This is a messenger RNA of Trichoderma atroviride IMI 206040, 624 nucleotides long. RefSeq lists its product as uncharacterized. The record is from RefSeq and is a predicted model, not a curated record. Gene Ontology annotation, molecular function: DNA-binding transcription factor activity, RNA polymerase II-specific; zinc ion binding. Gene Ontology annotation, biological process: regulation of DNA-templated transcription. NCBI's taxonomy places the organism in Eukaryota, Fungi, Ascomycota, Sordariomycetes, Hypocreales, Hypocreaceae.
CUUGAGACACAUCUCAAUUAGCUAAUGUCAAGCUGAUGGUAUUGACUCCAGCCUACAUUCACACACAACACUUGCCUCUCAUUCUAUCCAUUAGAAACCAACCAUGGGCUCCGUCGGCCCAACCAGUGCUCCCAGUAAGGUUGUCAAGGAAGGGAGAAAGCUCGCGUGCCGGCUCUGCCAAAAACGGAAGAAGAAAUGCAAUCGAAAGAGUCCAUGUUCUAUGUGCAUCAAGCUCAAGGUUGUCUGCCAGCCAAGCACGCCAGCGCCUACUCGCAAACGCAGGCAGUCAACAAAGGACCUGUUUGCACGGCUGGCAUGGUGUGAAGAGCAGCUGCGGCGCACUAUUGACGACCGCAAUCAGUGCGAUGAAUGCCUUCCAUCAACAGAGACAUCCACAGACGGAGUAGCAGAGAGGCUUUCAGAAAUCAAAUCAGCUUCAAGAGCAGCCUCUGCCACAGUCACGGCCAAACCAUAACCCUAGAUCACGUCCGGUUCAGCAGAGCUGAUACUUGGACACAUAUACCCUUUAAUAUUAAUACCAAAUCAACCUUCUCUUCGGACAGAAUAUUGCUAGUAUACAAUCCUCAGUCUAUGUUGCGUUGAAUGGGGCAAAAUACCAUCAUC